This is a messenger RNA of Momordica charantia (bitter melon), 612 nucleotides long. RefSeq lists its product as uncharacterized. NCBI's taxonomy places the organism in Eukaryota, Viridiplantae, Streptophyta, Magnoliopsida, Cucurbitales, Cucurbitaceae. The record is from RefSeq and is a predicted model, not a curated record.
AUGCCGAAAGGCCAUACAAUUCCACUUCUACACCUCGUCCGCCUCCUCCGCCGCCGCUUCCACGACCUCUCCGUCACCGUCUUCACCACCGCCGCCCACCGCCCCUUCAUCUCCCAAUUUCUCUCCGACRCUUCCGUCUCCAUCAUCGAUCUUCCUUUCCCGGAAAAUGCGCCCGGCCUCCCCGCCGGAGUCCAAGCCAUGCAGACGCUCCCGGAGUUCUGUAUGGCCACAAAAUCGAUGCAACACGACUUCGAAAAACACCUCAAAUCCGUUCCCCCAAUCACCUUCCUAAUCUCCGAUGGCUUCCUCGUGUGGACUCUCGAGUCCGCYUCCAAAUUUGGCAUCCCCCGAAUUUCAUUCUCAGGCAUGUAAAAUUUUGUGGACGCGAUUACGAUGGCGGUAAUGAAAGACARCCUCCUCGCCGGAGUUGAGUCCGACGACGAGUUAAUCACCGUGACUCGGUUUCCAUGGGUGAAGGUCACUCGCAGCGACUGGGAUCCACCGGUCAGGCCGACUUUCCACUCCCGAUUUGUUAGGGCUUUAAUUCAAGACACAAUCAGCAGCUACGGAUCGAUUGUGAAUAGCUUCGACAAUAGAGAAAGUGGGUUUUAA